UGAAGCAAUGCGAUGGUCCAUUGAACUUCUAAACAGAGACAGCGGCGUGUUAAAUGGAAGAAGACUCACCGAUACUUAUAUACCUGGCGUGAAAUUUGGUCUGCAGAUCACAGCCACGUGUGGCCACCCAGAGACUGCUUUCACUGCCCUGAAGCAGACAUUCCCUGCUCUGGUGACCACGGAGACCCAGUGUGCGCCUAACGGGACCAGUGUGCUGCCAGGUAUAUUAGGGUUCACAGAGCGGCCAAAUUAUGAUAAUGAACUCUAUCAUAACGAGGUUCCAGUUGUGAACAUCGGAAUGGGGUCAUUGUUAACAUCGCCAGGCGAAUCUGUACUACAUGUUGCAGCGUCUUACGAGACCCGGAGUAAGGUAGUAUCAGAAGUGUUAAAGCAACUCAACUGGAAAUACAUUGCAGUACUGUACUCCAAUGAUGCUACUGGGAGAACCAGGGUGGAUAUCAUGAGAGACAUGCUAAGAAGGUAUGAUCUGUGCGCCACUCUCACAGAAACUGUAGAUCCCGGUCUAUCAGAUCAAGAUGGUGAUGUUGUCAUCAAAAAACUUAUCUCCUUCGGAAUUACUGGUGUCCUUUACGUUGGAUCACAAGACCCUCUUUCCGUUUUAUUCAAUGCAGCAAAUCGGGCUGCCAGAAAGAAUGCUAAAUUCAAUUUUCAGUGGAUUCUGGACGAUAUUAUUGAUGAAAUAUCUGCUCUAAGUAAUAUGCCUUACACCAGGGGCGUUUUGUAUAUCCGCGAUGCUGUUCAGGACAUUUAUGAGUUUAAAGACCACUGGGCAGGGCUUGAUCCCACACGACCACCUGCUGAAAACCCCUUUUUUGCUGAACAAUACAUGACAGAGGAAACUUGCAGACUGCCUUCAGCAUUCCAUCAACUAUAUAUUUCUUAUAUCAGCUGUCCAACCGUGACCAAAGAGGAAAGGCUAAGGCGGUAUGCUAAGGAUCCUAUGCGAGGUUUUGUUAACUUGGCUGUGGAUACCGUGUUUACUUAUGCAAAGGCAUUAAAAGAAGCACAAUCAACAAAGUGCCAGACAAGGGGCAUGUGCCAAGACUUUAUGCGAAUGACCCACAAAGAAUUUGCCAGUCGAUUCUUAAAGACUGUAAAUUUCACAUACACGAUGAACGAAAGAGUACAGUCUCUAGAAAACAGGAAAGUGGCUUUUGAUAAAGGAUAUCUAUCGAAUCCAGAAGUCGAUGUUAUAAAUAUUCAAGUUGAUAAGCACGUCAAGGUCGGAGACUACAGAGCGGGUUUACUGUCUUUGAAUACAUCUCUAAUUCGUAUGUAUGACGCAAGACGCACUGGGAGACUUGCUGAAGUUCCAAAAUCACUUUGUCAAGUCUCACACUGCAAUUGCAUGUCGAAUUUUAAAUCAAGUGAUAAUGUUCAUAGUCAACAGGGAGAUUUAAUUAUUGGCGGAGUUUUCUCAACUCGACAAAAAGGUUCUACACUGCAUACAUGCAGAAGCAUUGAUUCAGUCCAAAUGCAGUUAGUUGAAGCAUUCAAAUAUGCCGUGUUGAAGGUAAACAGAGGAGAAGCAUCCGUAAGAUUGCCACCAGGUAUAAGACUCGGUACCACUAUAUAUGACGAUUGCGAAGAUCCUUAUAUUACAAAGGCGUCACAGUCGGCGUUGAAAUCUUUGGACGCAAUUGUGGCUGUUUCACCUAAUUUGCCUCAUAUGGCAGUACACGACACACUAGAUGGGUUUAACAUUCCAUUAAUUUCGGCAGAUCCUUCUUUGUCACUGCCAAGAGAAGUUGAAAUCCAGAUACUUCUUCACAUCCUUCUGCACAAUGAUUGGAGGUUCGUUCAGGUGGUGUACUCCGAUGACUCCUAUGGCAAUGCAAGCAGUCGAGAAUUUAAAGCAGAAGCGUUAAAGAAUGGGAUUUGUGUUGUACAGUUGGUGUGUUUUAAGAACGCAAAUGCUGCUGAAGCAGCUAGCCUGUUAGACAAAUAUCCAAACACUAAAGUUGUAAUUAUACUUCUUUCACGACCUCACAUUGUUCGUAUGUUCUUAUACAGCAUGCGGCCCCGUCGUGGUGAAUACAUAUUGAUAGGCAACAGUGUGCUUGGCAACUCCAAUACUGCCGUCGGGGGUGAAGAUAUAGUAUCGACAGGGACGCUGGCAGUUAACGUUCAAUACCCGAACAACACCGAUUUCUUUUCACAUUUAAACCAAUUAACUGCAAAAAGUGGUUCCACCCUGUUGUUCCAAAAAUGGUACGAGGCACUCUUCAACUGUACGUUAGAUAUCAAAGUUAAUAUUGCAUUUCAAAAGUGUAUCCAACCUUACUCGACGCCUAUCACAUCUGCCAGAGGAUUCAAACUGGUCCCCCAACAUCAGCUUGUUAUUGAAACAGUAUAUUCUGUCGCUGAAGGGUUGGAAAGAACAUUGCGGCGUUAUUGUCCUGGAAACAUUGACAGAAUAUGUCCUGCAUUUAGAAACGCCCCUGACAAAAACCUUGUGGUUGAACGAGAAAUAAAAGAAGUAUUCCAGAGAAAAGCCAUUCCUGCAACUUUUAAAAUCUUGCAAUUUAAAGGCAAGAAUGAAGGAUAUGAAGAGGUCGGACAAUUUAACGAAGCUACAAAGAAAUUACACUUAGAUGAUGUUGGAUUGUCUGGAAUAUCCUUGUCUAGUUGUCCUGGUGCCUGCUACGUGUGCAACUAUGUGUACCAACACCAAGACAUGGUCAUUAUUCCAGGAGACAUCUUGAUCGCCGGGAUAUUUAAUAUUCACGACAAGGGGUCUUCUCCAUUCACUUGUGGAGAUAUUCGCAACGGUCCAGCUAACAUACAGGGCGCCAAAGCUGUCCAAUAUGCAAUAGAGACCAUAGCAAACGGCACGACUCCUGUGAGUUUAAAGGGCGUGAAACUUGGGGCUGUGAUAUUGGAUGGAUGUUCUAGUGCAGCGAGAGCAGGAAACCUUAUAUCAAGUGCAUAUACGGGGUUGCUAGGAUUGAAGCAAUUCAGAGACAUUAAAGUUUGGAUGGUUGAAGGUGCAGAUAUGCUGGAAGAAGCUUUGCCCACUUUGAAGGUAAUGGGGUUACCUGUUAUAACAACAACGACGACGGACAGUCAACUGAACCAGGAGCUUCAAUUAUAUCCUAAGAUUUAUCGUUCAGUGCCCACGUCUGGUCAUCUUGUUACUGGUAUUUUGCAGUUUCUCAAAGAAAUGGGCUGGAACCGCGUGCAGGUGAUCCAUUCAACGGACACCUAUGGGAAAAAUAUGGCUGAUAUAUUUGGAAGGUUGGCGGAAAGUGCAGGCGUUUGUGUUCAGCAAACCCAUUUUAUUAGCAACAAAGAAGAAUCUGAAAAACUUUUAUCGGUCUUAUUAUCUUCGUUUGAUGCUUCGGUUGUUGUCCUCUUUACUAGUAUUGAAGAUAUCUCGGAAGGCAUUCUGACGGCUAAGCAAAAAUUGACUAAUGACCCUCUUCGGCUGCUUAUCUUUCUUGAUGACUUCUCUGCCACUUCACGAAUUUCACCAAGCUUACUUGAAGGGACGGUAUUGUUUCAGAUAAAAGAACUCGAUCUUGACAAUUUCUCAGCUUACCUCAAUACACAGAAAUUUAAUGGUACCCCCAAAAAUCCAUGGUGGGACGAAUAUUAUGCGAGACUUUUCAAAUGCAAUCUCCCUGGACAGCACAAAUACAAUAUGUCCUGUCAAAACGAUUCUUCCUUGAGAGUGACAGAUGCUCCUGAUUAUGUACAUCAGCCAUUCAUAUGGGGUACCAUUCAGGCAGUGUACGCAUUUGCACAGGCACUGGAUUCUUUGCUAAAUGAACGUUGUGGAGCAGAUAACGACGGACUUUGUGGCGCUUUCACUACUGAUCACAAUAUCACAGCGGCGCUUGCUGCCAAAUUAAAUGGUGUUUCAAUGGAUGACGGGUUUGGUAAAGUCUUCAAAUUUACCUCAGAAAAUGGAACGGUAAAUUACAUGGUGCACCGAUAUAGCAAUGAUGUAAUUGAACAGAUUGGUACAUAUCGAACAUUCCAACGCUCCCUUACUCUUACCAACCCGACCCUUAAGGACUAUUAUGGUUCAGUUAGUGCUAGGUGUGAUGGACUGUGCUCACAAACUUGUUUCGCAAAAAUGAAAACCGCUGCAAAAAUAACCAAAGAUAAACAAGGGUUCGUUGACGGCGAUGUAAUUUUUGCUGGUAUCUUUGACGUACACCAAAAGAGCUUACAACCCUUAGCCUGCGGCCCUUUGAGAGAUCAAAAUGGGUUCCAGCUAACAGAAGCAUUUCUUUAUGCUCUGAACCUUGUAAACACUCACAGGGGACAAUUUCAAGAUAUAUUGCGUGGGGUCAAACUGGGUGGCAUCUUAUUAGAUUCCUGCGAAAGUCCUGCACGGGCCGCGACGCUCGUCGAUAAUAUUCAAAGCGGAAGAGUGAGUUUAAGUAAUUCUACUGUUUCAAAAUUCAUUGCCGCUUACAUUGCCGGCCCAACCAGUGCAAGCAGUCGAACAGUGGCAGAGGUUUUGAAACCGUAUGGUGUGCCUCUUCUGAGCUACGCGGCAACCAGCACCGAUCUGAAGAAUCAGUUGAAAUACCCCACCUUUCUCCGCACUGUUCCCAGUGAUGGCAAACAGGCAAGGGCAAUUCUGGCAGUGUUGAAAAGGUUCAACAUAGAGUACGUGCAACUGGUAACUUCAUCAGGACCCUACGGUGAUCCAAUGGCGAAGGACUUGCUGGAGCUUGCAGGAGAAAGCGGCGUCUGCAUCGCCCAACAUCUUGUUCUCCGGGUAACUAAAACAGUGUCGGUUAAAGUUGCUGCCAAUAGCACUUUACAUGCUCUCUUGAAGAAACCUCCACGAGUUGCAGUACUGGCGUUAGAACGGGAACAUGUGCGUGAAUUAUUACUCGCCUUCAAUAGUAGUACCAAUGCUAAAAAACAAAAAUUUCUGUUUAUUGGGACUGAUACAUGGCAGAGGGAUCUUUCCGUUGUUGCCGGUCUUGAAGAUAUAGCAGAGGGAGCGCUUACUCUUGGCCUUGAAACUAUAGACGUUCAGGAUUACGACACUUCACUCUUCUUAAAACAUCCAAAUAACUACUUCUCUAACCCCUGGUUCGAGGAAUAUUACCAAUGGCUUCACCAAUGUUCAUUGCAAGGAGAUGGGGUGUUUAACAAACUGUGUCCAUUGCAAACAUCACAAAUACCGCCUACCAAGUACAAACAGGACAAACUUGUAUUUUACACCAUUGCAGCCGUCCAUGCCAUGGCACAUGGUCUUCAUUCGGUCCUGUUGGAUACCUGUGGAGCACAGUACUAUGGGCUUUGCAGCAACUUCACAAAAUCAGGGGAUAAAUAUCAACAGCUUCUGAAGUCUACAAAACUUGCCAACUUCACGGAUAUCACCGGACGUCCCUUCGAGUUCCAAGAUGGAGAAAGCGUCCGUGGGUAUGACUUGUUCAGAUUUGGUCGAGAAGCGCUUGGAGGAUAUCUUUACAGCACGAUAGGGGAUUAUUACUAUGAAACACUAACCAUUACCAGCCCAGACGACAAUUUCGAUGUGCCUUAUUCAAACUGUUCACACAAACACUCUUGUAGAGAGUGCCCAACCCUGGGGCCCAAGAAAACAAGAAUAAUGAUAUCGGACAAACAGACAAUAAAGGAGACUUCGAAAAUGUAUGUGGUUGCCGUUAUGGACGUGCAUCAACGUGGUCGAAACCAAUUUGAAUGCGGACCUCUCAAUGUGCAAAGUUAUUACCAGCUGUAUGCUUUACAGAUUGCGUUAAGGAAGGGAAAUGCCGACAGCCUUGGAUUGUUCGUAAUAGAUGCUUGCUCGCAUAGCAUUCGUGCAGUAAACGAUAUUUACAGUUUUCAAGGUGGCUGCGGCAUCAUCGGUGAGACAGCUCCGAUCGAUCUGAAAGUCAGGCCCGAGAUGACUAUGGCCUACGUCAUCAUGGGACCAGACAACGUUGAUGCUGCCAGGGCUUUUUUAACUUCGCAAGAAAUCCCUAUAGUUUUACCCUCGGUUGCUCCUGCUGUCCCAAAUAAAUAUGUGUUCAGCACCAUGCCUUCUGAUUUUAACAAAGCACAAUUGCUUAUUUCCAUUUUACAAUCAUUAGAAUGGACCCACGUUAUGGUGGUCAGUUCUAGCAGUGAUCGCAGUCAGGCGGCAACCACUGCCUUUUUUAACGCAGUCAAAAAUAAGACCAAUAUUUGUAUUGGGAAACAGAUCAUUAUGGGAGAAAAUGCCACUGAGGACGACGCGCGAGAUUUUGUUAAUAAUCUUAACAGUACAAGUGAUGCUCGGGUCGUGGUAUAUUUUACUGACGUUAAGCAUACAGAGCUCCUUUGGUCUGGAUCAGACUUAUCUCAAUUAGUGUGGAUUGGCUUUUCCCAUGGUGAAAACGAGGCAAAGGAAAACAGCGAUCGCGUUUCAGGAUCCAUUACAAUUUCACCACAAACAUUAGACAUGCGAGAUAUCUCAAAUACCCUAGUGGGAUCACGUCCAGAUAUCACAAAUGAUAUACCUCCAGACUGGUUUGAAGAGUUUUGGCAAUUAAUAAAUGGCUGCAAAAUUUCAAGUAGCAAGUUUGUACAAAAACAAUUCACUCGCGAAUGUGGAGACAGUGAGCAGAUUUCAUCAAAUGAAAUACGCAUGGACCCCUCUGUAAGCCACACCUUUUUAGCAGGCAGUAUCUUGCGAGAGGCGGCUUUGACAUCUGAAUGUAUUCCUGGAGACCGCAAUUGCUUUACAAAGGCUCUUCAUACAACUUUCGUGCAAGUACCUGAUGCGACAACGAAGUUUUCCUUUAAUAAUACUUUAGGAUUCGAAAUCCGAAAUUUCCAAAGCAAGUCCAAAGUGCAUGUGAAGAUUGGGUCAUGGGAUACAGGCGCGAUGCACCUUAGCAUUGACGUACGUAAAUACCAAGGGCCAAUUGCCAAAGGCGGAUCGAACUGUACUUCGGAGAACUGCCCUUGUUUAAAGAACCCAGUGGUCACUUUUAAUCAGUCCGUUACCGUUGCAACUCCUUCACAAAAUGAAUACAUUACAACCUUACCGGCGGUAGACUCCCGCUUCGUCAGUGCUAUAGGAAUCAUUGUUUCAAUGUUCAUAGGAAUCGGUGUCCUCCUGACAUUGGUGCUCUUCGUGGUCUUCUGUGUUGCUUAUCCGAACUACAAAAACAUCGGGACCACGUUACUUGGGUACUACGGACUGUUUGGAGUGUUAGUCAUAUUUCUUCACACUUUGGCCUUCAUAUAUUAUCCAUCAUCUACCGUGUGUGGCUUCAGGCGAUUCUUACUGGGUUAUUCUUAUGCGAUUUGUUUCUCAGCAUUUCUUAUCAAAGUUUUAGAUAUAUGGAGAAUCGGAAAUGAUGUCGUGCAUCUACGUCAUGGCUCUAAUACUCAUGACCGCCAUUUUUGGGGUUGCCACAUGGAAGCUUGA
This is a messenger RNA of Lingula anatina, 7408 nucleotides long. RefSeq lists its product as uncharacterized. Gene Ontology annotation, molecular function: G protein-coupled receptor activity. NCBI's taxonomy places the organism in Eukaryota, Metazoa, Brachiopoda, Lingulata, Lingulida, Lingulidae. Gene Ontology annotation, biological process: G protein-coupled receptor signaling pathway. The record is from RefSeq and is a predicted model, not a curated record. Gene Ontology annotation, cellular component: membrane.